AUGCGGGUGGAGGACUACGAGCCCUACCCUGACGACGGCUUCGGUUAUGGUGACUAUCCUAAGCUGCCUGAUAAGUCUCAUCAUGAGAGAGACCCCUGGUACCAGUGGGACCAGCCAGACAUGAGGCAUAACUGGGGAGAGCCGAUGCACUGGGACUUUGACAUGUAUAUUCGGAACCGUGUUGAUACAUCCCCCACUGUAGUCCCCUGGCACGUCAUGCGCAGACACUUCCUUAUCUUUCUGGGUACCAUGCUGGUCAUGUUUGGUAUUGGAGGGAUGUAUCCAUCUUACAUGCCUGUGGGACCGAAGCAAUAUCCCUUCAAUAACCUGUAUCUGGAGAGAGGAGGAGACCCCAAUAAAGAGCCACCAGUGGUGACACACUAUGAAAUCUGA
Nestor notabilis (Kea) is the source of this 393-nucleotide messenger RNA. It is a transcript of the gene NDUFB8, whose product is annotated as NADH dehydrogenase (ubiquinone) 1 beta subcomplex, 8, 19kDa. The transcript is spliced from 4 exons. The record is from RefSeq and is a predicted model, not a curated record. The annotation marks the transcript as partial. NCBI's taxonomy places the organism in Eukaryota, Metazoa, Chordata, Aves, Psittaciformes, Psittacidae. Gene Ontology annotation, cellular component: mitochondrion.